AGGAUCCGCUGUCGAUGUCCGACAAAUCGAACAAGAAACGGAAGUGAAGCAUGAGAGGAAAGAAAAUAGAUGUUUUGUGUAUGAAGUUAGUCCGCUAAUGUUCACUAGUACUAUCAUAGAAGAAGGACGUUAAAGCGGUGAACAGCUGAAGGAAGCAUUAACCUUUCUGUUCGUGAUUAGACAUUAGUCCUCCUGGACUAAACCUUCACUUUCUCUCCGAGAGGAACAAAGUGUCAGUCAGCCAGGAUGGAUCCAGCUCUACUGAGGGAGAGGGAGCUGUUCAAGAAAAGAGCUUUGUCCACUCCAGCUGUAGAGAAGAGACAGGCUGCCUCUGACUCACACAAGAAGAAGAAGCCCAGAGUUGACAAGGAGAGCUCCUCUGGGUCCAAACACGGCGCUGAGUCUAGUAAUGGCAACUUUAACAUCAAGACGAGCUCUGGGUAUAAGUUUGGCUGCCUAGCCAAGAUAGUCAAUUAUAUGAAGACGAGGCAUCAGAACGGCGACACACACUGCCUGACUCUAGACGAGAUUCUGGAUGAGACCAAACUUCUUGACAUCAGCAUGAAACAGAAACAGUGGCUCAUGACCGAGGCCUUGGUCAACAACCCGAAAAUUGACGUCCGAGACGGGACGUAUGGCUUCAAGCCCAAGUACAACCUGAAGGACAAGAAGGCCUUACUGAGGCUGCUGGACAAACACGACCAGCUGGGCCUGGGUGGAGUGCUGCUGGACGACGUGGAGGAGGGGCUGCCCAACUCAGCCAAGGCAAUCAAGGCUCUGGGGGAUCAGAUCAUCUUUGUGACGAAACCAGAUAAGAAGAAGAUCCUAUUUUACAACGACAAACACUGCCAGUUUGUGGUAGACGAAGAAUUCCAGAAAUUGUGGAGGAGCGUUCCAGUUGAUUCCAUAGAUGAUGAGAAGAUUGAGGAGUACCUGAAGAAACAAGGCAUCUCCUCCAUGCAAGAAACGGGACCAAAGAAAGUGUUACCGGUUCAAAAGAGGAAGAAGCAAGGGAACAGGAAGAGACAUUUCAAGACCCACAACAACCAUUUGGCUGGCGUACUGGAGGACUAUUCAGAGGGUGUUCCUGUUAAGAAGUGAGAUCGUUUCCCUCGCUGCUUCAUGCCCCUCAGAGGAGUGAUGCAGAAUCUGUAAAUGAAACUGGCUGGAGAUGGAGACCCCGGCCACACUACAAUACAAAGACUUUUUCAUGGCUGUCUGUUGUGUCAAAACUAGCUCAUUUUCCUUUCUUUGCACUCCUCUCAGUGAUCAGUGGUCUUGUAUUACAUGGAGUGAAUAGCAACUGCGUUGUGGAAUCCUUUUUAUUUUGUUUAUUGAUCAGUGAUAACUGGAGGACACUGGAGGAAAAGAAAGCCGAGACCAUUUAAGGACAAUGAACGCCCUUACCAAAAGCACCAUCCUGCAACCGUACUGUUUAAAUGUAAAUGAGGUUGAAGUGGGUUAAAUACUUUUUUUUCUUCAUUUUAUUUAGUAUAUCGCAAAGAGGUGUGUGUGGGGAAGCUUUUAUUUUAAAAGGGCAGCCGCCUUCCAUCCUUUUAAUAGGAAUAGCAGAAGACAGGCUUGUGUUGUGUUGUGCAGUGCAUCACAUUGAGGUCUCUCAUCCAGCAUGAAACAUCUCGGACGUUACUUCUCGUGGAAUUACAAAGUAUUUAAAUUCUCAUCACUUUGCAGCACCAUGCGGCAUAGUUGUCAAAAAUACUAAAAACUUUUUGAACUUAUUUUAAUAAAUUACACUGUUACAAGA
Messenger RNA from Sebastes umbrosus (honeycomb rockfish), 1765 nucleotides. RefSeq names its product general transcription factor IIE, polypeptide 2, beta (gene gtf2e2). The coding region runs from base 247 to 1101 and encodes 284 amino acids. Gene Ontology annotation, cellular component: transcription factor TFIIE complex. The record is from RefSeq and is a predicted model, not a curated record. NCBI's taxonomy places the organism in Eukaryota, Metazoa, Chordata, Actinopteri, Perciformes, Sebastidae. Gene Ontology annotation, biological process: transcription initiation at RNA polymerase II promoter. The transcript has 8 exons.